GAGUGCGUUGGCGCAUCAUCCGCGUCGGCGUGUCAAGUAUGCUUUAUGUCAGUCGGGUUAGCGGCGAGUUUUAGGUUAAUCGACGAGACCGGGCGAGAGCGCGGUGUGUGUCCAAAGUGCCAUUAAGUAGUCGUCCGACAAUUUUUCUAUCGACGACACCGCGCUCUCCGACGAGGAAACGUGUAGUCGAACGGUUAAAUGACAGACGAUUAUGGCAACGCCCACUUGUGAUAAGAAAGCGAGGGUGAUCGUUUUAGGAGGAUGCGGUUUCAUCGGACGUCAUCUUGUGGAAUAUCUGCUGGAUAAUGAUCUGGUUUCGUACGUGCGAGUCGUGGACAAGGUGCCGCCGCAGACCGCGUGGCUCAACGCAAAGCACCAGCAAGUGUUCGAGAACCCUUUGCUCGAAUUCAAAAGCGCUAACUUGAUUAACAUAGCAUCCUGCCAAAACGCAUUUUCAUCUGACGAGCCUAUCGAUUAUGUGUUCAAUUGUGCUGGCGAGACAAAGAGCGGCCUCACAGAUCCGGUGUAUAAAGAGGGAAUUUACAAAUUGAGCGUGAAUUGCGCUCAACUAGCAGCCAAGAUUAAAGUCUCGCGUUAUGUGGAGAUAUCUUCUGGCAAUCUUAAUAUCUCUGAAAAGACUCCUCAUAAGGAAGAGGACGCUGGAGAACCAUGGACGUUUGUCACGAAAUAUAAGUUACAAGUAGAACACGAAUUGAAGAAUAUACCAGAUUUGAAAUAUACUAUACUCAGACCAGCCAUUGUAUAUGGUUGCGGUGACAGAAAUGGCUUAGCACCGAGAUUAGUAGUGGGCGCAGUUUAUAAGCAUUUAGGAGAGAUGAUGAAAUUACUCUGGGGACCAGAACUUCAUAUGAAUACGGUUCAUGUAAGAGACGUCGCGAGAGCUAUCUGGUAUGUGGCCAACAGACCAGAAACAAUAGGCCAGACAUAUAAUCUCGUCGACGAGGGAGAUUCCACUCAAGGUUCCAUAAGUGCCAUAGUCUCAGAACUGUUCAAUAUCAACCACGAUUAUUGGGGCACGACGCUAUCAACGCUGGCUAAAACUGAUAUGAACUCUGUUGUUGAAGAAGUAAAUGACAAACACAUGGGCCCCUGGGCAGAAGCAUGUCGCAAGGAUGGAGUGGAAAACAGCCCUCUCUCGCCCUACAUAGAUCAAGAGCUUUUAUAUAAUAAACACUUAUUUUUAAAACCUGGAAAGCUUUCGAACACCAUAGGAUUUACAUACCUGUAUCCUAAAUUAACGAAAGAGGCCCUUACAGAGGUACUCAAUGACUAUGUAAGCAUGAAAAUCUUCCCAUAUUCUUUGGUCCUGUAAACUUUAGCAAUAUCGACUGCCGAAUUCAAAUAUAUCGACAAGCUUAUGAUAAUUUUAUAAAUAUCAGAUACAUACGGACGCCAAGCGCCGUUUCACCGUGUGCCUAGAAAAAGGUUCUAUACAUGUUAUAUACAUUCUAUUACACGUGACGCUUGACCUGCGCCAAGAGAUAAUACUAAAUAAAUUUAUAGAAAAGCGCAUAUAUCUGGAAUUCGAAGAUUUCGUAGACUGGCCUAUCGCCAAUGUGAUAAAAUAGCAAUUAAUGUACUUAAUUAUACCAAGUUAAUUUUCAAAGUACAGAACUUUUUCGCACCUUUUUUGAAAGGUCACGCUAGUCAAACUCUUAAGAAUAAUUCGGAACAAUGUUAAGAUCUUGUGCACGAAAAUAGGUAUAUAUAUAUAUAUAUAUAUAUAGGUAUAUAUAUAUAU
Molecule: messenger RNA, 1762 nt
Organism: Formica exsecta
Lineage: Eukaryota; Metazoa; Arthropoda; Insecta; Hymenoptera; Formicidae
Exons: 7
Coding region: 212-1333 (373 amino acids)
Source: RefSeq, a predicted model, not a curated record